Molecule: messenger RNA, 540 nt
Organism: Eruca vesicaria subsp. sativa (arugula)
Lineage: Eukaryota; Viridiplantae; Streptophyta; Magnoliopsida; Brassicales; Brassicaceae
Source: the annotation of a GenBank genome assembly
AUGGCGACGACACAGGAGCUCGCGAUGGAAGGGGAGAAGCACUUAGAGGAGACAAUCGAAGCCGCUUUUCAAAUCAUCUCCGCCAUGAACGAUGAGCUCUGCAAUCCUUCCUUAUGGUCCACCUCAGCAAACGCGGCUAAUUCCACUUCUAACUCCAACGGAUCGGCUCUCGUUUCACCCGACGCGUCUGGGAUCGAUGGAGCUGCCUCGCAUCACUCUGAAUCUGGCGGCGGUGGCGGCGGAGGAGGAGGAAGUGGAAACAGCGCUUUGGAUGAAGCUAGUCUUCGUUAUAAGAACUCUGUUACUUCUCUUCGUGCUGUUCUUGCUGCCAUUCCCAAUUCUCAGAAGGCAAAAGUAUCUGAAACGGAAAAUGGCUUAGAAACACCUGAAGACGAAGAAGAAAUCGAAAAGUUGGAGGAGCAAGCCUUGAGUCUUAGGAAGGAGAUUGCGGAGAAGAAUGUUCAUGUCAAAGAGCUUAUCGACAAAUUUCGAGAACUUAUAGCAGAUAUCUCCACAUGGCAAAGUCCUUGUUCUGUUUGA